AUCCCCGCCUCUUUUUGCCCUCUUUUUCCCUUCUUAUUUCGAAUCUCACUUUCCUGACUUCUCCAGGAAAGACUCUCUUGAAUAUCUGUCUUUUCUUGCAUGUUCCAUCGCAGAUAUGCACUCGUCUCAUUAUAAAAUCUCUCACUUUGUCUGUUAUCAUCUCACUAUUCCUAUAGGAUAGGAAAGCCAUUGCCAACACAUCAUACGUCUCUCGGGCUUAUCGAUAAGUCCAAUAACAAGUUUAUUUCCCCGCCAAGGUUCUUUACAUCACCACCUCGAUCUAUAACAAACCAUUCUUUGCCCUCUCAACUCUUUACUCUCAGUCAAAGCAGAAUAAAGAAAGAGGCAAAAUGCACGACCUCCGCCGUCAAGCGCUCCUCGAAAGCCGUAAGACGGUUUCCCGCAAGGCUGCUUCGAGAGAGGCUUCCCGCUCAAAUUCUAGGGUUGUUUCUGCGCAGACAUCACGGCAGAAUUCGCGCCAGUCGUCGCGCGCUGCGAGUCGGUAUCCUUCUGAUGAGGAGGAUGAGGGGAAUCUGAGUGAUGAGACUGGUACUUGGAGUACAAGCUCAUUAGAUGACUUGGCAGAGAACCCCGAGUCUGAUAAUGCCGACUGGCCUGAGGAAUUAGCAGACUGCAUCCAGGAUAUCCUGGAUCGCAAACGGAGCAGCGUCCAAGGCCGCGAAGAGGCACUGUCUAGCUUCUGUCGACUAUCAAAAUUCCACUACGUCGAAGAAGAGAUUAGAAACCACAUCCAGGAUUUACUAGCUGCGUUUUCGCGCAGUAUAAAAUAUGAGAGUAGUGUGCGCGAGUCCGUGCUGGCGCUCAAGGCGUUGGAGUUUUUAGCUGUGACUGCUUAUGACGAUACCAUCUACGAUGCGGUGGAGUCGUUGUUGACUCGCACGAUUCGCGAUUCGACCUCGGGACUUAUCAAGGUUGCUGCUAUCAACUGUCUCGGCACAUGCGCGUAUUUUGGUGGAACGAGCGAAGAGGCGAAAAUGGAUCAGAUGGAGAUGUUGCUGGAUAUUGUUGCAUCGGAUGGUCAGUCGAUUGAUGCAUCGGAUGAUGCUGCGGUUGUCACUGUGGCGUUGCAGCAAUGGGGGUUCUUAGCGACUGAUAUUGAAGAUCUGGAAGGUGAGAGUGAGGAAGUGGUUGAGAUCAUGAUUGAGCAAUUGGCCAGUGCGGAUUCGAAUGUGCAGAUCGCUGCUGGUGAGAAUAUUGCGUUAUUGUACGAGAAGAGUUAUACACCUCAGGAAGAGGAGGACGAAAGUGACGAAGAUGAAGACAAUGAGGAUGAAGAGGAUGAGGAAGAUAUCCCCGGCAGCAGUGGUCCAAAACUCAUCAAGCGUUACACACCAUACCACGAUACAUACCAACUUGAACGAAUCCUCGCCUCACUGGCAACCGUAUCCGGCAAACGGAUCAGCAAAAAGGACAAGAAAAGUCUCCACACGAAUUUCGCCUCAAUCCUGACAACAGUCGAAAACCCGCGUCUGGGUCCCAUGUACAGCAAAGCAAUCAACCAAAACACAAACCGACAAUACGGAAGCAAACGACAAGUCAAAGUCGGAAGCGAAGGGGUAAUGAAUAUCGAUCGAUGGUGGAAAUGGUUGAGACUUGCGUCGUUGCGUCGGGUCUUGCAGGGAGGGUUUAUGGAGCAUUAUUUCCAGGGGAAUAGAGCUGUUUUGGAUGCGUUGCCGGUUAUGUUGAGGGAUGCACGACGAACGAAUGCGGAUAGAGGGGGGCAUAAGAAGGCAGCUAGGAUGAGGAAUUCAACGAAAAGGAUGAUUUUGGAGGAGGACAGUCUUUAGCAUUUACGUAUACGAUGUACUUAUUCUGUGAAUCAAUCUCAAUGUCAUAUACAUACAACCGUU
Messenger RNA from Talaromyces stipitatus ATCC 10500, 1871 nucleotides. Its product is annotated as IFRD domain protein. Bases 351 to 1808 code for a protein of 485 amino acids. The record is from RefSeq and is a predicted model, not a curated record. Lineage: Eukaryota; Fungi; Ascomycota; Eurotiomycetes; Eurotiales; Trichocomaceae. The transcript has 2 exons.